Vicia faba (fava bean) is the source of this 600-nucleotide messenger RNA. The record is from the annotation of a GenBank genome assembly. NCBI's taxonomy places the organism in Eukaryota, Viridiplantae, Streptophyta, Magnoliopsida, Fabales, Fabaceae.
AUGGAAGUGAUGGUGAAAAAAUUUCAGUCAAAAUUCCAAAAGGUUAGGGAAGAAAUGAGUCAGUGGGAUGAUCUUCAAUCUCGCUUAAUUUCACAGUUUACGAAUGCUUCUCAUAUUUUGAAUAGGUUGCAGGUGCUUCAAAAAUCUAGCAAUUAUGGUAUUCUAAAUUGUGUUGCUGGUGUUAAAGAUGCUCUUUUGGAAAAGCAGAUUGGUUCUUUGAAUACCAUUUUGGUUUCCAUGAAAAGGACUUUAGAAGAGUUCCAUCGUAUUGUCUUAUCGCUUGAGAAAAUUAGUCGUGACGGUAAACAACUAGUCAAAGGUAGUUCUUCUCGCCCAACCAUGAAACAACUGCAGCAGCGUGUUGGUGUCAAACCUAGACUUAUUGAUUGCUUGGAUGGCCUUUUGUUUCUACAUGAAAUAUACUACUCAGAGUAUUUGUUAAAAACAUCAGUUGUAUCAGCAAUAUCGUCAAUAGCCUUAAUGCCCAGCAGUGCUAGUGAUCUUGGUGCCCUACAGCAACUCUUGGUUGAUCAACCAAAUAUCGUAACUGAGGAAGUUCAAUUUUUGAUGGAUACAAUAUUUGCUGAAGAUUUGCGUUGA